AUGGGCUCCAAAAAGUCCACCCCGUCGCGUGCCGAUGACUCUGAAGUCGGACCGUCCUCGAGGUCCUCAACGAGCAUCAAUGAUCCAGUCUACGCUCAGUCAACAAGCGCGCCGUCGCGGCCAGCUUCACGGCCAUCGGUCGUGGGGACAGGGACAGAGACAGAGGCCCGGAAAGACGACCCGGUCUAUUCGCAAGUCGAUGCCGCCGCGGGAGACAACCAGGCAGCACGGGGUCAGAGUCAGAGCCAGGUCAACGAUCCGGUAUACGGCCAAACCCAGAUAGUUACUUCGGCGUCAGACCCUCCUGCGCCGGGCCCGGGACAGGGCAAAGUCCCGCCGGCGGACGAUCCUGUGUAUUCGCAAUCUCGGCGACAAGCAGCGGGUCAGAGUCAAAUCAAUGAUCCGGUAUACGGCCAGCCCCAGACAGCUCCUUCGGCGCCAGGUUCGCGUGAAAUGGGUCCUGGACAGGGUAAGGUGUCGGCGGCGGAUGAUCCUGUGUAUUCUCAAUCGAGGGGCGUGAGAGGCGGUGUGCUGAGUGACCCCGUUUAUGCCCAGCCUGUCUCCGCUUCAGCAUCCCCGAGUGCACCAGGGCAGGGGCUACGAGCUGGGAGGGUUCAGACGGCAGACGACCCGGUCUCGUCUCAAUCGAGUAUAGGGACACAGAACACCACCACCGUGAACGACCCUGUGUACGGCCAGCCGCAAUCUAUUUCGUCUACGCCAGAAACACCUCCUGCCCCAGUAUCUGGAACUGGCCAGGCAUCUCCGUCGGAGGAUCCAGUGUAUUCUCAACCACAGGCGAGCUCGACACAGAACACCACCGUCAAUGACCCCGUAUACGGCCAACCGCAAUCUAUAUCGUCCACACCAGAAAAUCCUCCUGCCCCAAUGUCCGGAACAGGUCAGACACCUCCAUCCGACGAUCCAGUGUCCUCCCAACCACAAUCCAAGGCCAGCUCCACAGCCUCCAGCCGGCUCAACCAACUAAGCUCCCAAAUCUCGCCGAUGCAACAAGAACCACAAACCACCCAACCCAACACAAAACGGUCCCGCAAGUCCAAAAGAUCCUCCAAAUCCUCCGACCCCUCCGAGUUACCCGCCGACUACAGCGACAUCCUCACGCACCUGCAUACCCUCCGCAGCAUCGCCACAACGCCCGACCCUUCGUCGAGGGGCUACAUACGCCAAAAGACCUCGGGAAAACUCUGGUCACGCGAACGCAUUUCCACGCUCCUCGACCCGUCCACCUGGCGCGAAAUCGGUUCCGUGACGGGGACCGUCUCGUGGGAGAAAGAUGCGCAAAACCCACAAACCGAGCACGUCGGGGGUUUCAUACCGAGCAACAACCCGCAGGGGUUCGGCCGGAUCACAUGCCCGAGGACGGGGAUCAGGAGACAAAUCUAUCUGACGAGCGAUGACUUCGCGAUCCGGUCCGGCCACGCGGACGGAUCCGUGGGGAUCAAGACACUGUACGGCGAGAAGCUGGCCCUGCGCCUCAAAGUCCCCGUGGUGAAACUCGUCGACGGCUCCUCCGGCGGCGGCAGCGUCUCGACCAUCAUCACAAACGGGUACAGCUACAUGCCGCACGUGACGCUGCUCUCGACGGUCAUCAAGCAGUUGAACAUGGGCAUCCCCAACAUCGGCGCCGUCUUGGGUCCCGCGAUCGGCCUGGGCGCCGCGCGCGUCGUGAGCACCCAUUUCAGCGUCAUGGCCGGGGACAUUGGGUCCCUCUUCAACGCGGGGCCCAAGGUCGUCGAGGGGGCCACGUUCGAAGAAGGCCUCUCCUUCGCCGACCUCGGCGGUCCCAAUGUGCACUGCACAAACGGCACCAUCGACAACCUCGCCGCCAACGAGCAGGAGUGUUUCGACCAGAUCCGUACCGUGCUGGGCUACUUGCCGUCGUGCGGACAGUUCCAGCCCCCUCCCGUUCUCGACACCUGUGACGACCCCGUCGACAGAGAAGAUUUGGCCUUGAGAAGUAUAGUGCCCCGCAAGAAGAGCAGGAUGUAUAACCCCUACACCAUCAUCCUCUCGGUCGUCGAUAAAGGCUCGUGGUUCGAGAUCGGCGCCCUCUGGGGACGCACGGGCAUCACGGGGCUCGCGAGACUCGGCGGCCGGCCGGUCGGGAUUCUGUCCCUGAACUGUGAAGUCAACUCCGGCGCCUUGGACGCGUUGGGGAGCCAGAAGUUGAUGAAGAUGCUCAAGUUUUGUGAUGUGUUUAAUUUGCCUAUUGUGCAGUUUGUGGACGUUCCUGGCUACGCCAUCGGCACGGUCGCCGAACGGACCGCCACCAUGAAAUGGGGCGUCGAGCUCGGCAAGGCCUACUACAGCACCACCACGCCAAUCUUCAACGUCGUGACUCGUCGCGCGUACGGGGUCGCCGGCGGCAUCAUGCUCGACAGCCGCGAACCAUGGAUGCGGAUCGUCUGGCCCUCGGGCAAUUGGGGAUCUUUGCCAUUGGACGGCGGAAUUGAGGUCGGCCACCGUCAUGAACUGAAGAUGAUCCGCGAAAAGGAAGGUGAGGAAGGGUGGAAGAGACGGUACAAGGAGCUGGAAGACGAGUACAUCAGGUUGAUGAACCCGGUGCGGACGGCGAACGUCUUCAAUGUGGAGGAAAUUGUGGAUCCAAAGGACACGAGGAAGAUCUGUUGUCGCUGGACGAGGGAGAUGUAUGGUCUCCCGAUGCAGGAGCGGUUGGCGGAUAGAGCCUCUGGCAAGCUGCAUGCGGUGUUUACUUGA
Fonsecaea multimorphosa CBS 102226 is the source of this 2739-nucleotide messenger RNA. RefSeq lists its product as uncharacterized. The transcript has 2 exons. Gene Ontology annotation, molecular function: propionyl-CoA carboxylase activity. Bases 1 to 2739 code for a protein of 912 amino acids. Lineage: Eukaryota; Fungi; Ascomycota; Eurotiomycetes; Chaetothyriales; Herpotrichiellaceae. The record is from RefSeq and is a predicted model, not a curated record.